UCAUAAUGUGAUGUUGAGUGUGAAGUUGCUGUGUGUGCUGUGGUGGAUGUGGGAGCCCCACCUCCUCCCACGCUCCGAUGAGUAGAGAGAGGCGGCAGAGAGAGACGGCAGGAGAAGAGAGCUGGGGAGCAACUAACAUACCCACAGUAUCUCAUCACUUGCUCUCUGGAAAUACUUCGGAUGGGCUCCUUCUAGUAGCUGCAAAAAAAAAAAAAAAAAAAAAAAAAAAAAAACGUUGCAGAAAUGCAAUUCCUGCCGCUGCCGUUCAGACAUCCUGUGCGUCCUUAAGAGUGCGUGUUGAGCUCCGGAGAAACUUGGACCAAACGGAAUGUGCGUAUUUUGGCAGGGAUCAUGUUUUUAUUUUCUUCUUCUUCUUCUUUUCCUACAUUUAUUUUGAGGACUGAAGAUGGCCAUACGGAGUGAGAAUCUUCAUUUAGGUUUGUUUUGAAAGAGAGAAAAAAAGACAGCCACAGCUCUCAGACGAACUGCUGCACUUUAACUUCCCCACUGUCCGUUCUGCGAGAUCCAUCAGACGACGGACUGGGCGCAGGAUCGCCUCAAUUUGAUGAAGAAAGUUCUGAUUUGCAGCUCGGUGGAUUUUUUUAAAAGUGAUUCCUUGACGGAGGUUUGAGGGUUGGAGACCUGCCUCUGUGGACAUACAGGCUGCCAACGAGCUGCCACAAACGCUUACGCACAAGUCUCUGGCUCAGGCAGAUCUUCUGAUGACCUAAUGGAACUGAAUUUACGAGUAGUACUGUUUUGGGUCGUGGUGCUGCACGGUGGCUCCGUCGAUGGCAGUAUCCUCUACCGAGUCCAGGAGGAGCAGCCCCCCAACACUCUCAUAGGCAGUCUGGCAGCGGACCAGGGGCUGCCAGAUUCAGGUCACCUCUACAAGCUUGAGGUGGGCGCCCCUUAUCUCCGAGUUGAUGGGAAGACAGGAGACAUUUUCACUACAGAGAUUCCAAUAGACAGAGAGGCCCUCCGGGACUGCCGGUCCCUGGCCAAGGGCAAGCCGUGCUACUUGGAAUUUGAAGUAUCGGUAACAGACCUGAUACAAAACCAGAGCCCACGACUUAUUGAAGGACGUAUUGAAGUACAGGACAUCAAUGACAACACCCCGCAAUUUCCCUCUUCUGUGCUCACCAUCUCGGUACCUGAGAACACAAUCAUGGGGGCAUUAUUCUCCAUACCUCUAGCCACUGACAGGGACUCUGAGAGGAAUGGAGUGGCUGACUAUGCUCUGACUGCGGGUCCAGAUGCAGCAACUCUAUUUGGUUUACAAGUGGCGGAGGACAGGGGAGGGAAACUCCCACAGCUCAUCGUCCUCGGUAAUUUGGACCGCGAGUUAAAGGAUUCUUAUGACCUCACCAUAAAGGCGGUGGAUGGAGGGAACCCUCAACGCUACAGCAGUGCUCUGCUCAGAGUGGUUGUUACCGACGCCAACGAUAACGCCCCUAAGUUUGAAAAGACUUCAUAUGACGCAGAAGUUUUAGAAAACAGUCCAGUCGGGCACUCCGUGUUACAGGUCAAAGCAAAUGAUUCUGACAUGGGCCCUAAUGGAGAAAUUGAGUACACCAUUCACCAAGCUGUGGACCCAGUACCAAGACUCUUACGAAUUGAUCGGUCUACUGGCAUUAUCUAUGUGAAGGGACCACUGGACAGGGAGGAAAUCAGCAGCUUGUCUUUCUAUGUGGUGGCAAGGGAUAAGGGUCCUCAACCUAAGAGCUCUAAGACGUUUGUAACGAUUGAAGUGACUGAUCAAAAUGACAAUGCUCCUGCUGUGGAGAUUCGUGGAAUUGGCCUGGUGACUCACAGUGACGGAGUGGCCAAUAUUUCGGAGGACAUGCCAGUGGGGACAGCUGUUGCUUUAGUGCAAGUGUCUGACAAGGAUGAAGGAGAGAACGCGGUCGUCACAUGCGUGGUAGCGGGAGAUGUGCCCUUUCAGCUUCGCCCUGCCAGCGACUCUCCCACUGAUAACAAAAGAAAAUAUUUUCUUCAGACAACCACACCUCUUGACUUUGAAAGAGUCAGGGACUACAGAGUAGAAAUUGUCGCAGUGGACUCUGGAAACCCAGCACUGUCCAGUACAAACUCCCUAAAAGUUCAGGUGACUGAUGUGAAUGACAACUCUCCAAUAUUUUCCCCAACACUGUUUGAAGUUGACUUUGCUGAAGAAAACCAACCCGGGGAGAGGAUUUUGGAUGUCACUGCUACAGAUGCUGACAGUGGCACUAAUGCCCAACUCCUGUACGAUAUUGUUGCAGAUUCAACCAUCAAAGGUUUGUUUGAGAUUGACCCAAACUCAGGUGAAGUAAGAGCUCGAAGCCCGCUGGAUCGUGAACAUAAAGAGCGGUAUGAGUUUCGGGUCACAGCUGCAGACAGAGGUUCACCUGUCCAUAAAGGAACAGCAACAGUUGUGGUAAAAGUUCUUGACCGCAAUGACAAUGAACCAAAGUUCAUGCUUAGUGGGUACAGCUUUUCAGUACUGGAGAACAUGCCUCCCCUAAGUCCUGUGGGUAUGGUAACAGUUCAAGAUAUGGACAAAGGUGAGAAUGCCCGAGUUCACCUCUCCGUAGAACCCGAUGGAGGGAAGUUUGUAGUUCAGAAUGGAACAGGUACAAUUCUCUCAAGUAUCUCUUUUGACAGAGAAAAAGAAAGCAGCUAUACUUUCCGUCUAAAGGCAGUGGAUGGGGGAGAACCACCCAAGUCCUCCUAUGUUGGUGUCACUAUCAAUGUACUCGACGAAAAUGACAAUGACCCUGUCAUCACUAAACCCUCCAACUCUUCCUUCAGGCGCUUAUCACCUCUCGCAUCUCCAGACAGCCAUGUUGAGGUGGUGGAGGCUGAAGACCUGGACAGUGGACCCAAUGCAGAGUUAAUCUUUAAUAUUGCUGGAGGAAAUCCUUACCAAUUAUUCCGCAUAUCCCCCACUACUGGAGAGAUCACUCUGGCAAAAGAGAUGACCCGCAAACAUGGGGGGCUGCAUCGUUUAGUAGUACGGGUGAGUGACAGGGGAAAGCCUCCACGUCAUGCGACUGCCCUGGUUCACAUCUAUGUCAAUGAAACAAUUUCAAAUGUCAGCUUAGUGGAAGCCUUAGUUGGACACAGUCUUUACACUCCACUAGACAGGGACAUUGCCGGUGAUCCUGACAGUGGUUUCGCUGCCCAUCGCAGUAAUAUUUUGUUUGGUAGCCUUGCCGGUGUGGCGGGAGUUGUGAUGUUGAUCUUGGUGGUGGUGUUUAUUCGCCACCGCAUCCAGAGAGAAACAAAGAGUGGCUAUCAAGCGGGUAAAAAAGAAACAAAAGACCUAUAUGCUCCCAAGCAAGCACCAAAAAACCCCAAAGGCAAACGAGGGCGAAAAGGCAAGCCACAGAAGUCCCCAAAGCCACUUGGGGAAGAUGAGGAGGUCAGCCUACAAAAGAGCCUAAAGUUUAAUCUUGAUGGAGUAAACGACAGUCCCCGCAUACACCUGCCCUUAACAUAUUCCCCGGGAAGCCCCGACAUCGGUAGGCAUUACCGGUCCAACUCUCCCUUACCUUCUAUCCAACUGCAAGCCCAAUCCCCCUCAGCUUCUCAGAAGCACCAGGCUGUGCAGGACCUCCCUGCAGCCAACACCUUCGUUGGAACGGGAGGAGAUGACAACUCCACCGGCUCAGACCAGUACUCAGAUUACAGCUACAAGACCAGCCAACCCAAGUAUAACAACAAACAGAUGACACAGGCUUUCAAGAUGCUUCCCACGUCGCAGUGUCACAGGUACAAAACAGUUUGACACUCUCUGAGGCUUUGGAGAUAAUGUUUGCCACAUGAAAAAAAAAAAAAGAAUAACAAGAAAAAGAAAAUUAGCAAAAAUAGAAGGCGAAGACGCGACACUGAGUUCUGAACAUGUGCAUGUGACACGUUUUCUGUGGAGACAUCUUCAGUGCCAGCCUCACAGUUGACUGGGUGGUGGUUCCAGCAGAUGCUUGCUGACAGUUUAGGUGAUCACAAGCCUUUUGGUGGGUGGAGUCAGUUUGGAGAAGAGUCACCACUGUCUGCUUGACGGACAGCACAAGGGACCAAAAUGACUGCAAGCCACAGGGUGUGUCUGGUUUUUUUUGUGUGUAGUGCCAAUCUCAAUGGCUUGUGUGUGUCGGCUUGCUGCUUAGUUGGAGCAGCGCUAAUUGUGGCUGCGGCACAGCUGUAAGCUCUCAGCUCUUGACAGUGCUGCGUAUGAAGUUUUUCAACUUCAUAAAUACAAACACGGAUGAGGAAUGGCUCAAGUGAUUGACAGUCGGUGCAAAAAAAGAAAAAAAAAACAGGCAGAUGCUGGAGCUCAUGUGACAUACCUCAGCAGAUGUUGUCUCGUGUAUGGCGUACCCUCUCACAUCAGGAAGAACAGAUUGACCAAAAUAUAUAAUUAAAGUCGCUGCCAAGUGAUGUGACAGAUGUAGAGUCGUGCCCUUGCGUUAAUUAACUGUGCUGCUCUCAACAAUGGCUUUUCAUUUGAAAUGUGAUCAGGCAUCUGGGUUUGAGGCACAGUUCAUUUCUUGACAUUAUGUCUAAAAAUUACUGCUUGUUUGCUCGCAGAUUAUGAACACAAAAGGAUUUGAAUUCAACUUUAUUAGCUCUAAAUCCAUUUGAAGCUGAAAAUCCUUUCAUUCUUCCUCUAAAGCUCAGAGUACAGUUUCAUAGUUGCAUUUGUAUUUAGAUACCAGGUUUAUAAAAGCUGUGACAUGGACAUUUGUGCACGUUAUCUUUAUUUGCAUGUGAUUGAAUAUUGAGCAUUUUUUAAAGUUGGUAACAAUUAAUCUUCACGGAUUUUAUUGGAGUUCUAGCUUAAGUGGGAUGUCAAGCAGAGUAUAUUAAAAAUGAUGGAUAGUGUAAUAGUCCAUUUUUGCUCAAUUCAUCUUACUUUCUACUGUUGACCAAUGAUCUUGGUGUGUUUAUUUUUGACACUCUUGAUUUAACAAUGAAGAUCUUAUUCCAGUUUCGGAACUAAGGCACACACAGAAAAAGAAAAAUUCAAAUAGGGUAAGCAGAUGAGGGUUGUUGCUUAAUUUAGUGCAUAACAGUGCAAAACUAAAAAUCAUAGUAGUAAAUCUGCCACUUUUGUAGAUGCUCUAAAUUAGGUAUCUGUUCCCAGUGAGAUUUUCUAUGUCUUUGCAUUUCUGUCACACUUAAAUAUUUUAGAUCAAACAAAAUUUUAAUAUUCAACAAUAAUAAUUUCCAUAAAUACAAAAUGCAGUGUUUAAAUAUUGAUUCAAUCAGUUAAAUUCGGUGUGUACAACAGGCAUGUACACAGCAGGUUCUGUAUUGUAUGAGCAAAACUGGAGCAAGAAGCGACUUGUCAUAAUCUGUCAGGUCUGAUCAUUAAGGUGUUAGCCUUUAGUCUGUUAUAGGUUUAAAAUGACAGGGUGAGGGUGGGGGGAUUUGAAAACAUGUGCAUAACAGCCAAACCUACACUUACGCUUGGAAAAACAUGUACACAGACUUCUUGCCUUGAAUGGGAAAUGUCAAAGCUCUUUUCACAAUAAAAGCAACAUGCUUAAUAAACAUGUUUAUUUGAAAGAAUAUUUUUACAACAAUCGUCAUAGACUAUACUUUUUCUGUAAGAUCACUGCACUAUUUGGCAAGACAGUAUAGCUAUAUUUUUUUCAUCAGACUGAUAUAUCUUUCUAAUUAUUGAUAUCAUGUUUCUGGCUUAUUAAGCAACUGAUUUAAUGAACUUUAUCAGUUGUUUAUAAUGGUUUACUUAAUGUGUGAACGAGGUCCCAUGUAUAACAGUAAUAUUGUCCAUCUGUCACGAUAAUGAGAUAUUUUAAAGUGAAAACAUGCAUACCAUAAUGCAUUCUGACUAAUAUGUGGUGGCUAUAUAAACAAUAGGCUGCAGGUAGUUUAUAUGAAUACCUAAAAAAAAAAAAAAAUCCACACUUAAAUGUGCAGUCUUCCUUUUACAAAGCAAAAUAUACUACAGUUGUUUUUUGUAUUAUUAUUCUUUUUAUUUUCCCCAGAGGAUUUUCUAAAUUUUAAGAGCUGCAUCUCCCCUUUGAAUACUGGCUCAGAGGAAAGCCCGAGGCUGAAUAUUUAAAUACUUUAUAGCCAAGAAAGGCUUGCUGAGGGUGCCAAAGCCCCAACAGAUGUGUUAGAUGUCCUAAUUAGAUCACAGUACUAUCAAAGCAUGUGCCAGCUAUAUGUGCAAAGGAAAGGCUUUGUUUUCUUUCCGAGCACUAGGAAGUAGUACUGCCAUAAAUGUUGAACCAUUUGAUCUUGUCAGACUCUAUGGAGAACUUUUCCACCAUCUAAUUGCUUUAGACUAACCCACUUAAACAAAGAUUUCUUGAAAUGUGUUUUCUGGAGUAUAGCAUAGUGUUAUACAAAAGUCAUACUUCCCUCUAAAUGAGACUGCAGGGUGCAGUAUGCCUACAGCCUUAAGGUAAAACAAAUGGCGUAAAUCAUUUUCUUUGGAUUAUUUGUUUCAAUAAAUACAUUAUCAGGCAAAUAAACAAACUUCAUGGAAGUAGGAAAUAGAAUAUAAAACUAGACUAGACCUCUUUUUAUUUAUUUUUUUUUUACCAUAGCUGUAAUCAAUGGCUUUCAUGCACUGUAUAUGUCUGGAACCAAUGCAAUUCAGCACCAUGGACAGCUCAUUUUCUGCCUACUGAGCUAAAGCCUCUUUGCAAAUGGAGCAUAAUAAAACAUAUUACUACAAAUACCUGUGUGGGUGACAUUUUUCAAACCAUUGAAAAGUUAGAAUACUAUUAAGAAAUAUACAUUUAAACUACUACACAUGCUUUGGUGAAAAGAAUCAAAGUUGAAAACCCACAAUCGCUUAGAAAAUCAUAAAAAAAAAAUUAAAAAAAAGAAGACUGGUCUCAUUUAGAAUAAUGGUGUAGCUUUCCUAAAUCUCAGCAGAGGCCCUUACGGUUGCUUUCAUAUUUGCCUGCACCUGUUUGGGUAAUAUUGUAAUUAAAGCCGGGACACUGGGAAUUUUCCUUGCGGUCUUGGCAAGUUGAACCGCUCUCAGGUGUGUGUCACAAUUUUGUUAUUGAGCCUGGGCAGACAUUCACAUCUCAGAAAAUGUUGAUUUCAAAGGAAUAAUUAUGUUGGGAAAUAUCCUGCGCCGGAUAAAUGUAUAACACGUGGCAAUUUGUGUUCUGUGUAGCUAAUCAAAGUUGACUCAGGAAGGUAAUAUUUACCCCUUUAUUACCAUGAUUGAAAAAUUACCUUGCGUUAUAUCCAGAUAUUGCUUCAUUUGCAUAAAUAAAUCAUCACUCAUGACUAAAUGUUUACCUAUCACUGGGUAAAAGGUAGUUGCUUAAAAUUUUAAACUCAUAAGCUGCUACUUUAGGCAGUUGCAAGUGACAACUUGUGUUAAUUGAUGUAACUCUACUUCCAAAUGUGAGAAUGAUUUGGAGCAAUCUAUUUUACUUAAAAUGAAAAUUAAAGCUACACAAAAGCAAAAACAUAUGAAAAUGUUGUGCUUACAGUCUCUGAACUGAUGAGCAUUAGCGAAAAUGUGAAAGUAGCUAUGUAACUAUGGCACAUUAUUGUACAUUGUUUACAAUAAGCAAGCAAUGGCAGCCUAUGACAUGUAGCUUUUCAGUUUGUGGAGCAUCAAAAUCUCUCCAACAUUUUUUACUAAAGCAUUACUUCAAUUCAAAGACGUCCUUAUAUGAGCGAAAACAUGCUGGAGUAAGCUGUUUCAUAAAUAACGUUAGUAAACUACAAGGUGUAUGUCUGCAUAGAACUGACUGCAGGCUUUCAACAAAGCUCAAUUUACUUGCAUCAGAAUGCAUGUUUUAUGUUGCCUGUUAAAAUUAAUCUGGAUAAUGGAACACAAAUCAAAUUCUGUUAAACAGCUUUUUAUGUUUGGUUUUGACACAUUGACUGAAGUUGUUAAAGCUUUUGAGUUUUCGGAAAAUAUUGCUAAUAUAUCAUGUUACUGCACAGAUUUCCCUGAAAUAGCAAUAAAACUGCACAUAUUAGCUCUUGUUUUGUCUCUCCCUUUCUCUCUCUAUAAAAUGUAAUUUUUGUACCACUUAAAAAAUCUAAAUAAGUUUAAAUGUCACCAAGUCCUUGAAAACAAAUAUCACAAUUAGCAUAAUGUUUGUAAUUCUUUGUUUAACUGACAGUAUUUAGUGUCCCCUUGCGUCUAACAGUGAUAGUAGUUUAAAAAUAGAGCACCAUCAUAAUUCAUAACAUGUAGAAAUCAUAGUGCAUACUGCAUAGCGAUAUCGGCACAAGAAAAAGGGUUUUAGAAAUGUGCAUUGUGCUUGUUUACCCCUCAUCACCUUUGAAUGUGUGAUAUUGCAUGACGGUUGCUCAAGAAACCGGUGACUCUAGCCAUUAGAGCUGAUAAUUAGCCCUUUUGGGUCCGAGAGCUGACACCUUUUAUUUCACACCACACUUAAUGAGAAUUCUGCAUUUGAACAAAAGUGUGAAGCGCCAAAGUUCGUGCGUUGCACAGCAAUCACGUCUCUGUGAAAAUGUGCGAUGAAGUCUCUCAAAAUACACACACACUAACAGACACACAAUUGAAAAUGUUUUAUUCAUCCACAAUGAAUAAGUGUGGUCUUCCUUGGGGCUAUUCGUUCAUUUCUAUUCCUGUUUGCAGUUACCUUAAGCCAGUGCAGUGGGUUCUUUGAGCCAGGAAUUGGGCAGAAUGAGUCAGUGUGAGUCUUAAUUAACCUGCUUCUUUGUUAAGCAGGGCCCACACUUUGUGAACUUUAGGCAUCCCUUUGAGCUGGGAUUAGCCCAAUUUACUUCAAUGCAGCUGUUUGAAGUCAGCAGAGGUGCAUUUCAGACAAAGCCAGAGGCAAAAUUUGCACUUGUUCUACAAGAAUGUGACAUUAUUCACUCUAACUUGCACUCAAGACCAGCGGAACCCAAAAAGUCAUUGACGAUAUGUCAUCCACAUUCGCAGGUAAGCACAGAGGGCAGCCGACUUAUUCGCCCGAUCUUUCCCUAUCUCUGUUUCCACUCUGCCUUCCGGUAUUUUUUCCUCAGAUGAGAGACACACACACACACACACACACCCACACACACCCACAUGCACGCACAUGCAUAUGCAUGCAGACACUCGCACAUUCACAGUUCUUUGCACUGCACAUAUUUGCCCGAGCUGAUUACCCAGAAAAGGGGAAGCUGGAAUGAAAGUGAGGUAAUGCUGGAGUAAUUUACCCUGUCUGUGUUGUAUGUUUUGCUUUCUGGUGGCAAAGAGUGAUUCAGUGCAUUGCACUGGCACUACAUUAGACUGAAAAAUAGCUCUGCAUUGUUUUAGCCUCCAAUACUGCUGCCAUUUCACAUCUUUACAUUGUUUCCAAAUGCUUACGUGCACACUAAGCAUUUUAGAUUACCAAGUGCGCUCCAUUCCAAGGGUCAAUAUGUAGGUGUGUAUUAUAUAUUAUUUAUAUGGCUAAUUGUGUAUUUCAAUUAUUUACUUAUUAUUUAGACAAUGCUGAGGUUGGUAACUGCAGGCCCAUCUCAAACCUCUCAUACCACAGCUUAAUACUCUGUCCUUUUCCGCUGCCAUAUAUUCCUUCUAGCAGGUGAAAUAAAGAAGCAUGACAUAUUUCAUAUGUACGCAGAUGAUAUGCAGUUGUAUUUAAUCUAUCUUUGCACAAAUGUAUAGAUGAUAGAAAUAGGUGUAUUUGUCAUAAUUUGUCAUAAUAAUUACACAAAGAAUGCACAAAUUCUUUUUUUUCCUGAAAACGAGUUGCUGUAGACGAACACAGUGGCAUACUCAGAGUUACUUUCAUUAGAAGAAAUAUAAUGUUAGGGCUUAGAUUUAACUACCACAUCAGAAAUCAAUGCAGGGUGGAAUUUUAUCACCGGCAGUACAUCACCAAGGUUCUGAGCAUACAUUGUCAAAGUAAUCAGUACUCAUGAUUAUUGCAAUCAUAUAAAUUGAAUCCAUAUAUAUAUUUUUUUUGCUUCCACAUUCUAGCUUACAUCUAAUUUGUAUGUAAGGCACUCAUUUGCCCCUGGGUGGUGUCAGUUGAUCUAGUGCUUUGCACGUUGCUUAAGUCUGUAAAUAUUUUUAAAUUACUUUUUUUUUUUUUUAUCUGAGAAACAAUACUCUGCAGUGUAUAUACUCUAAAAGUGUAUGAAUAUGACUGCACAUUUAAAAUACUUUCAUAUAUGAGGCAGGAGAGACAUACCUUGUACUCACAAUCACUUGUUUGUGACAUUGAAGUGGAUUCUGGAAUGCUGCCUUACGAGCAGUAGAUGUGCUUUUCUUUGAUCCAGCCUGCAGGGCACGACUAGAUCAAACAUAGUCCCAAAGAUGGCAUGAGUAAAUUUCAAAGAGAAACCCCUUCAUAGAUCUGAGUCAAUGUUUCUUUUUUUUUGUUUUUUUUGUUUUUUCUUUUACUUGGAAUCUACUACUGAAGAAAGCACAUAACAUGAAGGUUUAAAAUAAUGUACACAAGAGACGCGUUUGCCUUUUGGCGUCUCUUACAUCAUCUUGCUUUCCUCCCACGAGCUUCCAUAAAUACCAGAUUCCACUUGCUCCUUUAGUAACGUCCAAAUCACACUUUAGGCUCGCAGGUAACUGUCACUUGAAGCUUGGGUUAAAAUGUGUUGGAAUAAUUCCAGUCUUCCAAUCCUCAAAAAAAAAAAAAAAAGACGAAAAAAAAAAAAGAAAGACGUGGUGAGGUGGGGGGGGCUUCAGGAAUACAGCAAAGACAAGAGCUACAGACAGGCCACCUGGCAAAAAAAAAAAAAAAAUAAUAAAAAAAAAAGUGGCAGUUAGGAGAGAUGCUGACACAUAGAUAACAGGUGCAUCAGCCAAAGAGAUGCUGGGCAGGCACUGUCACAGACAAAUAUAUAACAAGAGGACUGGCCUGCAGAAAAGCAAAGAAGCCUGGCAGUGAGCUGCCCUCCACAAAAGCUUGGACUAAUUGAUGAUGAGGAUCGGCCCGGCAGACAGGUGAUAGGGUUAGGUGAGAUGCAGUGAGGGGCAGACAUUGGCAAGAGGGGGAGUGACAAACAGCAGGCAAAUGGAAGAGAGAGGGAAAAAAAAUGGACUGUGUGGAGAUGAAUAGGACAGAAAAGCCUUGCUUCAGUGGAUUUUAUUCCUGUUUAAUGCCUUGCAAGAGUACUGAUACACUGUAAACUCUUUCACAUUGUACAGGCACAAAUUUAAAUUUGUGUCUGUGGGGUUUAAAUGAUUAAACUUACAGAUACUCGUGUGUUUUGGUGAACUGAAAGAAAAGGAACAGCUUGUUAAUAAGGGUGGAUAUAAUCAUAUAUGGUGAAUAAAAACAAAAAUGUAUUAGUGUUCUAUUCACGUCAGCCCUCUUUACGCUGAGUUCCCAAAAGUUGGAUUUCCAGUAUCCAGUGUCUAAAAUCCAACAACAUUUCUCAGUUCAUCGUUUGAAAAUGGAGGCAGUCUGACUCAACUGCCAAUAAUUUUUUGUUUUCCUUUAAAUAAGACCUUUCCUGUCACCUAAGAAGUAGCAAGAAGCUAGCUGAGAUCACAGCUGUUCAUCAUGAACUAUACAGAUCUACCUCAUAUGAAAAAGUGGUCUGAUGAAAGCCAUAGUUGUAACAAAUUCAUAGAAUUCAUUUAAGGGCAUGUAUGACACACAGCAAACAUGCAAGAAGGUGCUCCGCUCCGGUCAGAUUAUGUCAAAACUGAAUAUUUUGGCAGACGCACAAAGAUAAUAAUAAUCCACAACCGUUUUCGUUCCACUCGCUCAUUGCAAGACAUCUCAAUAAAACACGUUGAAGUUUGUUUUUGUAACGUGACAAAAAAAUGAAAAGCUAAGAAGUACAAACACUGCAUAAAUCUGCGUGUGAAGCUGAGGAGUUGAUUGAAGACUCGAAUAUGUAGAUGCAUUUGGGAGUCAAAUACAGUGUAAUUUUGACAAGAUCUUGGCAACAAGUAUUCUCUAGACAACCAGAGAAAGAAAUAGAUAACAAUGCAAAUUGUCAGUGCAACAAUGGGCUUAGUGUCAGUCACCAGUCAUGUUCUGGAUAACAGAAAAUGCUAAAUGUAACUCAAUGCAGCACUGAGCUGCUCAGGUCUUGUGGGUUGUUAGUGUUUGAGCUGCUCCCUUGCUGCUGUCUCACUUUGUUUCCCAUUAAAAAGAAGAAAAAAAGUGAAUCCAACAACCCCAGAGCUCUUUCAUUAUUUUGUGCCAGAGCCUUGCAUUUAAACAUUGUAUGCUUUUAAUUUUGUUUUGUUUAGGAUGGGUGAACACAAAAACUCAACUGGCAACUUUCCCCGGCAGACAGUAAUUACAUUAAGGCAUCCCCGAAACAUUCUUCAUGCAUCCUAAAACUGAUUUGCGGAUAUUUAACAGCGGGGGGAAAAAAAAUAAAAUAACAUCCUCUCUUUGUUUAUUUGUCAAGAAAUUGCACAAGUGAUAAGAAAAACACUUCAUGUUUCCUCAUAACGAGGACAUUUCAGACAGUUCUAAAUGGUUUAAAAGCCAACUCAUACCAAUAAAAGGUUUGUAGAAAGACGGCAAUUAGUAUUUUUUUCAAGCAUUUCAGUGCAGGUGAAUUUUUAUUUAAAAGAAAAUAACAGAAUGGAACAAUCUAAGACAUUCAAAUAUCUUUUAUUCAUAUCUAAACUGAUUUUCAGUUGGUUGUGCUGCAGUAUUUUUCUGUAAUAUUUUGUGCUCCCUGCAUUUAUUUGCUCCUUAAAUGAUGAAGUUUAAAAUGACUUUGCAGUAGUAUAAUCUCACACUGAAAAACCUAGUUUGAAUUCAGUGAGGAAAUAAUUACACAUCAUGCAAACAAUUGUUUUCUUUUUCAAGAUUACUCCUAGAUUUAUUUAUAUUUCAUCAGUUUGUAGUAUAUAGAGAGGUGAAUGUUUCCUCUUACCGUAAUGAAAUCAGUCAUCCAGAGUCUUGGAUUCUCUGUUUUGCUUUCUUCUCUUUAGCUCACCGAAGUUAAAGAGGUUUUCUACAAUAUUUAGGGUCAUUGAACUGAGAUGGCUAUGGAAAAAUGUUGAUUUUUCUCAGGAGAUUCUUCUUAAUAAUUAGUGUGGAUACAUUUUCAAUUUUUUGGCAAAUACUGCUAUAGUUUUUCCUUAAAAUGUACAGGUAUUUUAAAUAGUUCAUGGCACCAUGCAUUUCCUGGGCUUCAGCUAGACAAGCAGCCAAACAGCAUUACAUAUUUUCAACACUGGAAAUGAUGUUCCACACUAAGUGCAAAUAAUAAAAAAAAAUGGAUGUAACAUUCUCUCUUUGUAUUUAGUGACUCUAUAGCUGGACAAGUUGCAGUCUCUUUUCUGGCUUACAAAGAUAAACUCUUUUUGUAUAUUCUCUUAUCUGACCAGUGACCAGUGAAAUUGGAUAUUUAUGAAACUCUUAUUUACACAUUAAAAAGUUGUGGUUUACUAAUUAAGCAUGUCUUAAUGA
Gambusia affinis (western mosquitofish) is the source of this 13355-nucleotide messenger RNA. It is a transcript of the gene pcdh1a, whose product is annotated as protocadherin 1a. Gene Ontology annotation, biological process: homophilic cell-cell adhesion. The transcript has 4 exons. Gene Ontology annotation, cellular component: plasma membrane. Gene Ontology annotation, molecular function: calcium ion binding. NCBI's taxonomy places the organism in Eukaryota, Metazoa, Chordata, Actinopteri, Cyprinodontiformes, Poeciliidae. Bases 731 to 3772 code for a protein of 1013 amino acids. The record is from RefSeq and is a predicted model, not a curated record.